AGGGUCGGCUUGCACUGCCGCUUUAAACGGCUCUCCGCCCGGUCUAUCUCACCCGGUGGUUCUCUUCCCUCAUUUCGCCGCUUUGUUUUCACUGUCGCUCUUUUGACCAUGGCUGCUCAUUCCACCGAAGAACCGUUCCCCUUCCACGGGCUGCUCCCCAAAAAAGAAACGGGUGCCGUGUCUUAUCUUACCAGGUUCCCCGAGUACGAUGGCCGAGGGGUCCUCGUCGCCAUCCUCGACACGGGCGUGGAUCCCGGGGCCCCCGGCAUGCAGGUCACAACUGAGGGGAAGCCAAAGAUCGUCGACAUCAUCGAUACGACGGGCAGCGGGGACGUGAACAUGAGCACGGUGGCCGAGUCUAAAGACGGGACAAUCCUCGGCCUCUCUGGUAGAACGCUUAAGAUCCCUCCUGCCUGGGUCAACCCGACAGGGAAGUACCGCAUUGGAGUUAAAAAUGGCUAUGAGUUCUUCCCUAAGGCUCUCAAAGAAAGAAUGCAGAAAGAGCGAAAGGAGAAGAUGUGGGACCCACCACACCGAGCAGCAGUAGCUGAAGUCUCUCAGAAGACGGAAGAGUUUGACCUCUCUCACCCAACACCCUCACAGGUGGAGAAGUUGCAGAAGGAAGAGCUGCAGAGUCAGUCAGAGUUGCUGGCAUCGUUGGAAAAGAAGUACAGUGAUCCUGGUCCUGUGUAUGACUGUGUGCUUUGGCACGAUGGCGUCACAUGGAGGGCUGUAGUCGAUACUUUAGAGAGUGGAGAACUGUCCCAGUGCACCGUGCUGAGCGCCUACAAAGAGACGCAAGAGUACGCAACGUUGGGCAAUGCUGAGAUGCUUAACUACUCUGUUAACAUCUACGACGAGGGAAACACACUCUGCAUUGUCACCAGUGGAGGCGCUCACGGGACACAUGUGGCAAGCAUUGCAGCCGGCUACUUCCCAGAAGAACCUGAGCGUAACGGCGUGGCCCCCGGUGCCCAAAUCCUGGCCCUGAAGAUUGGAGACACCCGCCUCAGCACCAUGGAAACAGGCACAGGACUCAUCCGAGCGAUGAUUGAAGUCAUCAACUACAAGUGUGACCUGGUUAACUAUAGCUACGGAGAAGCCACCCACUGGCCCAACACGGGGAGGAUUUGUGAGGUGAUCACAGAGGCUACGCAGAAGCACAAUGUCAUAUUCGUUUCGAGUGCAGGAAACAACGGGCCGUGCCUCUCCACCGUCGGCUGCCCCGGGGGAACCACCAGCAGUGUCAUAGGAGUUGGGGCAUAUGUGACUCCGGACAUGAUGGUGGCAGAGUAUUCUCUUAGGGAGAAGCUACCUCCCAAUCAGUACACCUGGUCAUCCAGGGGCCCGAGCACAGACGGGGCCCUGGGUGUCAGCAUCAGCGCGCCGGGCGGGGCCAUCGCCUCCGUACCCAACUGGACACUUCGUGGCACCCAGCUGAUGAACGGCACGUCCAUGUCCUCCCCUAAUGCUUGUGGCGGCAUCGCACUAAUCCUCUCAGGAAUGAAGCAGAGCGGGAUCCGUCCCUCUGUUCCUGCGGUGAGGAGAGCGCUGGAGCACACGGCUCUGAAGAUUGACGACAUCGAGGUGUUUGCACAGGGUCAUGGAAUAAUCCAGGUGGACAAGGCAUUAGACUACCUCACUCAACACGCCACUUUACCCACAAGCCACCUUGGCUUCUCAAUAAGUGUGGGAUCACAAAGAGGCAUCUACCUCAGGGACCCAGCCCACGUUCUCGCCCCCUCAGAUCACGGAGUAGGAAUUGAACCCGUCUUUCCGGAGAACACGGGAAACUCUGAGCGAAUCUCCUUGCAGCUCCACUUGGCGCUCACGUGUGCCGCCCCGUGGGUCCAGUGCCCCUCCCAUCUAGAGCUGAUGAACCAGUGUCGCCACGUGAAUGUACGCGUUGAUCCUGUGGGACUGAAAGAGGGAGUGCACUACACAGAGGUCUGCGGGUAUGAUACAGCAGCACCAAGCUGUGGCCCCUUAUUCAGAGUCCCAAUCACAUGCAUUAUCCCCACCAAAGUGACGGAUACCCGUAAUCAGGAGGUGGGUUUCACAGACGUCCACUUCAGGCCCGGCCAGAUCAGACGCCACUUCAUCACCGUUCCUCAGGGAGCCUCCUGGGCAGAGAUCACGCUGACCUCUCAUUCGGGAGACGUCUCAUCAAAGUUUGUCCUCCAUGCGGUGCACUUGGUCAAGCAAAAAGCGUAUAGAGCUAAUGAAUUCUACAAGUUUUCCUCUCUGUUGGAAAGAGGCUCCCUUACUGAGGCUUUCCCUGUGCUGUCCGGAAAGAUAGUCGAGUUCUGCAUUGCACGCUGGUGGGCGAGCCUGGGCGACGUCACAGUGGACUACAGCAUCUCGUUCCACGGACUCCACACUUCACCUGCACCGCUGCACAUACACGCCUCAGAAGGAGUGACGAGUUUUGAUGUGUCGUCGCCUCUGAGGUACGAGGAGGUGUCCCCCACUAUUACCCUCAAGUCUUGGGUUCAGCCUCUCCGGCCCUUAAAUUCAAAGAUCAAAGCGCUGGGAAUGAGGGACGUUCUGCCUAACAACAGACAACUCUACGAGAUUGUCCUCACCUACAGCUUCCACCAGCCAAAGAGUGGCGAGGUCACCCCCAGCUGCCCCAUGCUGUGUGAGCUACUGUACGAGUCCGAGUUUGACAGUCAGCUCUGGAUGCUGUUCGAUCAGAACAAGAGACUACUGGGCUCAGGGGACGCUUAUCCACACCAGUACUCUCUGAAGCUGGAGAAGGGGGACUACAGUGUGCGCCUGCAGGUCCGCCACGAGCAGUCCAGCGAACUGGAGCGCCUGAAGGACCUACCGUUUGUGGUCUCUCACCGUCUAUCCACCACGCUGAGCCUGGACGUCUACGAGUCGCACCGCGCUGCCCUGAUGGCCAAGAAGAAGGCGAACUCUGUCACCUUGUGCCCAGGGGCUACGCAGCCCUUCUAUGUCACAGCCCUGCCCGACGACAAGAUCCCAAAGGGGACGAGUCCAGGAGGUUAUCUUUCAGGCUCUCUGGUUGUCCCCAAGAGCGAGUAUGGCAAGAAAGCAGGGCAGGCCUCUGCAAAACGACAAGGGAAGUUUAAAAAGGAUAUUGUGCCAGUCGUCUACCACUUAAUUCCUGCUCCCAACAAAUCAAAGAAUGGCGGGAAGGAGAAGGACAAGGAGGGGGACAAAGAGAAGGAUGUGAACGAGGAGUUUGCAGAAGCUCUGAGGGACUUAAAGAUUCAGUGGAUGACAAAAUUGGACUCAAGCGCCAUCUAUGAGGAGCUGAAAGAGACCUACCUGGAUUACCUCCCGCUGCACGUGCAAAGGCUUCACCAGCUGGACUCUGAAAAGGAGCGCGUGAAGCGUCUCAAAGAGGUGGCAUCAGCUGCCGAUAUCGUCAUAUCCCACAUCGACCAGACGGCCCUGGCCGUUUACCUCACCAUGAAGACGGACCCUCGGCCCGACGCCGCCUCUAUCAAGACGGACAUGGAGAAGCAGAAGUCGUCUCUACUGGACGCGCUGUGCAGGAAGGGCUGCGCUCUGGCCGACCAGCUGCUGCUGCUGCUGCCCGCCGUGCCGCAGGACGGCGCCGGUGCCGUCUCCACGGGACGGGUAGAGGCAGCAGGAGAACAGGAGGAGCCGCAGCAGCAGGAGGAGGAGGCUGGGGAAGAGGUGGCCAGCAGUUCUGGCGACACCACGCACAUUGUGGUUAAAGCUCUGACGGAUACGUUUUGGGAGGUGCAGAAGUGGGCGGAGCUAACUGACUCCAAGGUGUUGAUGUUUUCAUACAAACACGCUCUGGUGAACAAGAUGUACGGCCGAGCCUUAAAGUACGCCUCAAAGAUGGUGGAGGAGAAGCCCAGCAAAGACAACAUGAAGAACUGCAUUCAGCUCAUGCGGCACCUUCAAUGGACGCACUGUGCCACCUUCAGUGAGAACUGGCUCCCCGUCAUGUACCCCGCAGAAUACACGCUGUUCUAGACACAUCACAUUCAUGCAGCACGAGCAGCAUGGCCAUACAUGGUCAAUUGGAUAUCAUGUCCCUCAGGGUCACAUGAUCUAUGCAUCUGGGUUUUCAGAUGUAGGUGGACAUCAAAAUGAGGGACGACGCAGAGUGUGAACGUCAUUCAGCGCUGCAGACCAUGUGGCAUCGCUGUUCAUUUUAAUGCCACCAACACAUUUCUUUUUUUUUUUUUUUUACACGCUUGACAGCCUGUAGUUAUCGCUGAAUACUUUUAUAUUGGGUGUUCUUCAUUUUUAGUGUCAUCUACACAUUUAGAAGCUUUUCACGUCUGCACUCAUCCUCAGCUGCCUGGGCGCCACUUCACAAUGACCUCAUUCUUUCGUGUAAAUACUGUAGAAGUCCAGGGACGCAUCCCUGGUCUUAAAAAAGGAAAGUCGUGUCCCCGUCUCCUCACACAAACAAAUGAAGAGCAGAAACAGCCGUAGCUGAUGGUUUUGAUACUUCAGUGAGGCCUGGAGGACCUGCUGUGCAUGAAGUUCGGACAUACGGGAUCUCCGACCUUAAAAGGGAGACAGAACCUUUUCUUUUUUUUUUUUGAUUGUUCCAACCGGGCCAGAUUGAUAAAGUUAAUAUUUAGUCUAGUCUGUGUUGUUAGACUUUGACUGAUGUACACAGAGCAGUGUUGAGGUGCCUUCCUACAUCCACCGGACCUUUUUUCUGGUCGGAUGACAAACGAUGCGAGGCCCUCUUGCAGUUGUUUCAUCCCCCGGCAUUUGGUGUCAAAUGUGUGUCUAUAGCUCACGUGCUCAGUGGGACGAGGAAGCCAAAAAAACCACACCGUCUCAGCCUGGGCUCACCUCCAGAGGUGUUCCACACAGCAGCGAGCCGAGGUGCACAUCUGCCGUGAGAGAUGCAGUUGUGGGCAGCGGAAGGAUGUUUAGUUUUCAUCGUUAAAUGUUCACCCAGGAUUGGAUGUUUCUCUGCAGCCGUCGAAAUGUUGCAUUUGUACAUACAAUAAUGUACAUACACACAUAACAUCAAGAUGCAAUAGGUCUAUAGUGCAAAUAUUAUUGGAGUUGAUGUAUUUUGCAUAAAUGCAUGUCUUCUAGGAUGUAACGAAAAACACCCUGAACAAGAUUUUGGGGAUAAUCCAUGAAUUAGAGUUGUGUGUGUAAGUGUAAAAACAGAACUGAAAUGAGGGGUUUAAUUAUAUUUUAUUUUUCUCUUUUUGUCGGAUGCAUUAACAUCCGACCACAUUAACCUUAUUUACCUUUAAAGGACAAUCGCAAUGCUUUUGUAUGUUUUAUCGUUUUUUACUGCAAAUUGUAUACUUUACAUCAAAGAUGACCAUUCGACAUGUGUUAUUUAGAAUGUUUAUGGAAUUUUCCAUAGAACCAUUUAUCAACAUGAUCAUUUUAAAACGUCCAUAGUGAACACCAAGUCUGCAUUAAAGGCCCUUAAAACAUUUCUAAA
Gasterosteus aculeatus aculeatus (three-spined stickleback) is the source of this 5437-nucleotide messenger RNA. It is a transcript of the gene tpp2, whose product is annotated as tripeptidyl peptidase 2. The record is from RefSeq and is a predicted model, not a curated record. Gene Ontology annotation, molecular function: serine-type endopeptidase activity; tripeptidyl-peptidase activity. Lineage: Eukaryota; Metazoa; Chordata; Actinopteri; Perciformes; Gasterosteidae. Gene Ontology annotation, cellular component: cytosol. Gene Ontology annotation, biological process: proteolysis.